AUGGAUUUAUGGAGUCUGUCUUGGUUUCUGUUCUUGGAUGCUCUUCUCGUGAUUUCUGGCUUGCCAACUCCAGAAAACUUUGAUGUAGAUGGCGGAAUGGACCAGGACAUAUUUGAUAUCAAUGAAGGUUUGGGACUGGAUCUUUUUGAGGGUGACAUCAGACUUGAUAGGGCACAAAUUAGAAAUUCCAUCAUUGGAGAAAAGUAUAGAUGGCCUCAUACCAUUCCAUAUGUUCUAGAAGAUAGCUUGGAAAUGAAUGCUAAGGGAGUUAUCCUCAAUGCAUUUGAACGUUAUCGCCUUAAAACAUGUAUUGACUUUAAGCCUUGGGCUGGAGAAACAAACUAUAUAUCAGUGUUCAAGGGCAGUGGCUGCUGGUCUUCAGUAGGAAAUAGGCGGGUUGGGAAGCAAGAACUUUCCAUCGGGGCAAACUGUGACCGAAUAGCAACAGUUCAACACGAGUUCCUCCACGCUCUGGGAUUCUGGCAUGAGCAGUCGCGUUCUGACCGGGAUGACUAUGUCCGGAUAAUGUGGGACAGAAUUCUGUCAGGCAGAGAGCACAAUUUUAACACCUAUAGUGACGACAUAUCAGAUUCCCUGAAUGUUCCCUAUGAUUACACUUCAGUAAUGCACUACAGUAAAACUGCAUUCCAAAAUGGAACAGAGCCGACAAUUGUCACAAGAAUCUCAGACUUUGAGGAUGUGAUCGGCCAACGAAUGGAUUUCAGUGACUCUGAUCUCCUAAAGUUGAAUCAACUGUAUAACUGCACCUCUUCCUUGAGUUUUAUGGACUCGUGCAGUUUUGAACUGGAAAAUGUGUGUGGCAUGAUCCAAAGUUCAGGAGAUAAUGCUGACUGGCAACGGGUUUCACAGGUUCCCAGGGGGCCAGAGAGUGAUCACUCCAACAUGGGCCAGUGCCAAGGUUCUGGUUUCUUCAUGCAUUUCAAUAGCAGCUCUGUAAAUGUGGGGGCCACAGCAGUGCUGGAAAGUAGAACGCUGUACCCUAAAAGAGGAUUUCAGUGCCUGCAAUUUUACUUAUAUAACAGUGGCAGUGAAAGUGAUCAACUGAACAUCUAUAUCAGGGAGUAUUCUGCAGACAAUGUGGAUGGCAAUUUAACCCUUGUGGAAGAAAUAAAAGAAAUACCCACUGGGAGCUGGCAACUUUAUCAUGUAACAUUGAAAGUGACCAAGAAGUUUAGAGUGGUGUUUGAAGGACGCAAAGGCUCUGGUGCAUCACUGGGUGGUCUGUCUAUUGAUGACAUCAAUCUUUCGGAAACACGGUGCCCUCAUCAUAUCUGGCAUAUAAGGAAUUUCAAACAGUUCAUUGGCAGCCCAAAUGGAACUCUGUAUAGCCCUCCAUUUUACUCUUCUAAAGGUUAUGCCUUUCAGAUUUACUUAAAUCUAGCCCAUGUGACUAAUGCAGGGAUAUAUUUCCACUUGAUCUCUGGAGCCAAUGAUGAUCAAUUACAGUGGCCAUGUCCUUGGCAACAAGCCACAAUGACACUUUUGGAUCAAAAUCCUGACAUUCGACAGCGUAUGUCCAAUCAGCGGAGUAUAACUACAGACCCAUUUAUGACCACCGAUAAUGGAAACUAUUUCUGGGACAGGCCUUCCAAAGUGGGAACAGUGGCUUUGUUCCCUAAUGGAACUCAGUUUAGAAGAGGUGGGGGCUAUGGAACCAGUGCCUUUAUAACCCACGAAAGGCUGAAAAGCAGAGAUUUUAUAAAAGGAGAUGAUGUUUAUAUCCUACUGACAGUGGAAGACAUAUCUCACCUCAACUCUACACAAAUCCAGCUAACACCAGCCCCUAGUGUUCAAGACCUCUGCUCAAAAACCACCUGUAAAAAUGAUGGUGUCUGCACUGUUCGAGACGGCAAAGCUGAGUGCAGGUGCCAGUCAGGGGAAGACUGGUGGUACAUGGGAGAAAGGUGUGAAAAGAGAGGCUCCACCCGAGACACCAUAGUCAUUGCUGUUUCAUCUACUGUUGCUGUGUUCGCCUUGAUGCUGAUCAUCACUCUUGUCAGUGUCUAUUGCACCAGGAAGAAAUAUCGUGAAAGGAUGAGCUCAAAUCGACCAAAUUUGACUCCACAAAAUCAACAUGCUUUUUGAAGAUUAACUCGACAAUAUGGCCAGCAAAUGAAAUUAAAAAGGAUUCUUCAUCAUGGAUUUCGCCUAAGUGAUAUUACAGCCACCUCAUUCUUCUAAAAGUGGAUAUUUUUCUGUAAAUUAGCUGGAAAUACUAUAAAUCACUAUUUUGGUCAAAGUCAAAUUGGUGAAAUGCUGUUUGUGUUUCCUUCUUUUAAAUGAGAGAAAAGCAAUUCAGGCUCUUCUGGAAGUAUAAUAUUGUCUAGAAAAAAGGGAGAGCAACAGUUAGAGAUAACUUUUCAAAUUACUGAUCCUUCCAUAUGGGGGCCAAGUGUGGUGUCCUCACAAGUGAUUCCUUAGAAACCCGCUAGAAACACCCAAUGGGAAUGAUCAUCCAUGCGGAAUCACAGCAGUUUCAGUGCCAUCCUUUCCCAGCAUUGGGAAGGGUAAUGAGACAGCUCCCCACUCUCUGUCAAUAUACAUUCUUCUCCAAAACUGGCUACUCUCUUGUUUUCUUAUAUAAUCCCUUUGGUACAUGAGCUUGGUUUAGAAUUUGUUUGAGCAUACGACUGUAAUCAGCAAGAAAACCUUUCACUCUUUGAGUGGCAAGUCUCAAAGUUUUGGAUCUCAGGAAUCUUUACACUUUAAAAAUUACUGAGGAUCUCAAAUAGGUUACUGAGGAUCUCAAAUAGAUUACGGAGGAUCUAUUUUGCUUAUGAGCAGUUCAUUGAUUUAAAUAAGUGUUUAUUAGAAAUUCAAACCAGGAAAAACUUAAAGUAUGUAUUUAUUAAUCACAAAAAAUAAGCCCCUUAUAUGCUAACAUAAAUAUGAAAAGUCGCUAUAUUUUUCAAAACAGGAGAAUAUUUAGCAAAGAGAGGGGCAUUGGUUUACAUUUUUUGGGAAAAUCUCUAAUGCCUAGCUCAAUAGAAGACAGCUGAGUUUUCACAGAUGCUUCUGCAUUUAUUCUGUUGUGAUAUAUUAAUUUGUUUGAAGGAUGUGAAGAAAAUCUAACCUCACACAAAUAUGUACUUGGAAAAAGGAGGCAUAUUUGAAUAGCUUUCUCAGGUAAAUAUGAAUAUUCUUUUGAAAUAAUUUUGUUAAAAGUUGACAAUGGUAACUUCUUAAACGUUAGUUGCAAUCAAAAUCCGAAACCAUAUCAAUGAACUUUUGUAUUCCGUCCUGUAAAAUCCAUUAGUCUAUCUUGUAUUUUGAGUCUUUCAGCUAUGUCUCAUAUUGCAAUACUGUGCAUUGAUCAUUUAGAAAAUAUUGGUUCACUGAGUUCUGCAGCUUUUACAACAUUUGACACAUUUCAUUGUGCAGUAUGAAAACAACAUUAGUUAAUUGCACUACUGAUCUCAUUUUAAAGUCUUUCAUGCCUGUAACCCCAGCAUUUUUGGGAGGCCGAGGCAGGUGGAUCACUUGGGUCCAGGAGUUCGAGACCAGCCUGGACAACAUAGGGAGACUCUAUCACUACAUAUAAAAAAAAUUAUCUGGGUAUGUUGGCACAUGCUUGUGGUCCCAGCUACUUGGGAGGCUGAGGUGUGAGGAUUGCUUGGGCCCAGGAGGUCAAGGCUGCAGUGAGCUGUGAUUGCACCACUGCACUCCAGCCGGGGGACAGAGCAAGACUCUGUGUUGAAAUAAAUAAGUAAAUAAAUGACUAACCACUCCCCAAAUUAAAAAAAAUAUAUAUAUUUUUAAAGUCUUUAAGUCUUGGGAAAUUGUUAUGCUCUUGGUGGCAGAAACAAAUUUUCCAAAAUUUUAACUUUUGUUUGAAAGAUUAAAUUUUAUCGUUGGCAACAAAUCCCGUCUUUCUUGUAGCAUCAGGCUCACUUUACUCAAUUUUUUAAAUUCAUAUUUUAUUUUGAUAUAAUUGUAGUCACAUACAGUAAUAUGAAAUAAUUCAGAGAGAUCUGUCUGCCCUUCACUCGGUUUCCCCUAAUGGCAACAUCUUGCAGAACUAUAUAUACUACAAUAGCAUAAUCAGGAUAUUGACAUUGAUACAGUCAAGACACAGAACAUUUCCACCACCACAGGAAUCCCUAAAGUUGCCUUUAUAGAGCCACAUCCAUUUCCCUUUUCUCCCACCUCCUGUUUAUUCUCUGGCAACCAUUAAUAUGUUCUCUAUAUCAUUUUGUUUUUUUUAAAACGUUCUAUUAAUAGAACAAUUCAGUGUGGCACAUUUUGGAAUUUGCUUCCCCCUGCCCUCUCAACUUAAUUCUUUGCAGAUUCAUCCAGGUUAUCAUGCCCAUGAGAAGUUUGUUGCUUUUUAUUGGUGUUAUCCAUGAUAUGGAUGGACUAAAGUUUGUUGAAUAAUUCAUUGUUGAAGGACAUCUGGGUUGUUACCAGUUUUUUGACUAUUACAAAUAAAGCUGUUAUAAAUGU
Messenger RNA from Gorilla gorilla gorilla (western lowland gorilla), 4464 nucleotides. It is a transcript of the gene MEP1B, whose product is annotated as meprin A subunit beta. Gene Ontology annotation, molecular function: protein binding; metalloendopeptidase activity; zinc ion binding. NCBI's taxonomy places the organism in Eukaryota, Metazoa, Chordata, Mammalia, Primates, Hominidae. The coding region runs from base 1 to 2106 and encodes 701 amino acids. The record is from RefSeq and is a predicted model, not a curated record. Gene Ontology annotation, cellular component: membrane. The transcript has 15 exons. Gene Ontology annotation, biological process: proteolysis.